UUAAAAAUGAAGAAGUGGCUGCUAUUAUCUCUGCUAGUGCUAGCAUCUGUCUGUAACGAAGAGGCAGGCUAUGAACAAGCCUAUGCCUUGCCCACCAUGGAAAGUCUCGAUGAGAAGAGUUUAAACAGACCAGAUGCGACCAGUCAGAAAUAGCCGUCUGUAUCCAGCCAAUUAUGAUAAGAGAAUGGGCUCUGACGAGAAGUUUGACCCUCAUUUGAUACUGAAGGAAAAUGCAGCGAUGAAUAAGAAUGUUAAAAACUCCUUAGGCACAGUGGUCGACCCCAGGUUCUGUUUGAAGAAGUGAUCGGGCCAUGGCAAGUGAGAAGCGGUUUUUAAGUCUGUGACUCCUACCGAUGAUGCCUCUUUUGAAAGCCAGCUUGAGCAGGAAGAUGUUAUCUACAUCUGUGCUUGUGAUGAAAAUUUUAUUGGUACCUUAUGUGAUGAAUGUAAGACCGGUUUUUAUGGGCCAAAAUGACUUCCAUGAGAAAGAAACCCAGCCGAUGGAGAGAUUUGUGGAAAGUUUGGAGUCUGUGAUGAUGGCAUCCAUGGGCAUGGAGGUUGCUAUUGUGAGGAUGCUGACCUUGAGCCUUCUUUGUUCUGUGAAUCAGUGUCUCAAGAGUUAUUGCAUCAAGAAGAAGAAGAUUUUACAUGGGGAUUCUUUAUUCUCCUACUCGUAGCUUUUAUGUCUUUACUGAUUCUUUACAUGUACAUAAAGCUUCCAUGGCUUGCCAACUUUCCUGAAUGUAUAGCUGCAGUUGUUCUUGGAAUCUGAAUUGGGUUAUUCCUGAAAUACCAUCUUGGCUCUGAAGGAAAGGAGGGAGGAAUCAUUAAAAUUUUGCAGUUUGAACCCCAUACUUAUUUCUUAUUUUUACUUCCUCCAAUAAUGUUUCAGAUUGGUUUUUCAAUGAAUGCAGCAACUUUCCUAAGAAACAUAGUGACAAUUAACUUUUUCUCUAUUUUGGGAACAUUCAUCAGCAGCUUUGUCUUCUCAGGAUUGUUAUACUAUUCUCUGGGAUAUAUGGGGCUUCCUCAUGCUUAUAUCGACUGAUUGCAGUUUGGAACUAUUAUAUCCGCCAUUGAUCCAGUAGCUACGAUAUCUAUUUUCAAGUCUUUGAGAAUUAACGAUCGGAUUUACAUGAUUGUAUUUGGAGAAAGCACUCUCAAUAACGCAGUAGCUAUUGCCCUGGCUACCUCUUUUUAUGGUAUUAAGUUGCUUAUUAAUGAACUAGAUGAGCUGAAUAUUGUGGUCUUUACUAUCGAGAAGUUUUGAACCUAUUUCUUCUUGUCGUUCUUGAUAGGUGCAACAUGGGCUGUGAUUACCUCAUUUGUAUUUGCGACUCUGGAUCUUCAUGAAUUUACAUGGAUUGAAAUAGCAAUGUUUACACUUUCAUGAUACUUCCCAUAUAUCUUCUGUGAAGCUGUGGGCUGCUCAGGAGUUAUUUCCAUCUUUGUUACAGGUAGCUUUAUGAGAAACUAUGCCUUCUACUCACUUGGCAGCUGAGGAAAAAUCACUAUUGAAUAUUUGGUAGACACAAUUGGUUUUACGACUGAGAAUUUUAUUUUUGCAUACCUUGGGGUUUCGAUUCCACUAAUGCUUGAUGAAGUAAAUAUUUAUCUCACUUUGAUAGGAAUUGCAGUUCUGAUGAUUUCAAGGUCUGUAGCUGUCUUCUCCACAUCGUACCUGGUGUCCUUCUUCGACAAGAAAGUGCCUUUCUCCCACCAGAUCGUCUUUAUCUAUGCUGGCUUGAGAGGAUCUGUGGCCUUCUACCUCGCCCUGCACUACCUCGCUGACCAAGAGGCGGUACUGUUGCCUCAGAUAAUGUCAAUGAUCCUGUUCACAGUCAUUGUGCUGGGAGGCACAACUGUGUUCGUGAUGAAGUUCCUGCACAGAAUGUUCCCUCAAGACAAAAUUUUCAAAGACGAAGACCUCUCCGAAAUGUAUGAAAUGGACGAGCAGUCGCUUGAAGACGAAGUUGAGAAAGAAGAAAACUACGUCAUGUCCAGACUCGAAAGAUUCGAUCGAGAGUUCCUGAGGAAGCUUCUCAGAAAAGAAGGCUGGGAACUCUGAGAAAACACAGUCUUCUUCGAGCAACACGAGUAUCCUGGAUCUGCUGAAAACCUUGAUCUUUCUGCAGAAGACAAGAACUCAGUGUUCUUCAGAAGAACCCAGAACAGAGGCGACUUGUCUCCAACCAGAAACAGCAUCAUGCAUCAGCCGAACAUUCCGAAGAGACUCAACAAAGAAGCGGCUCAGCAGUUCUCGUUCAGAGAGAACCUGUCGAAGCGGUUCAAGAAAGAUGACUCUUUCGCCACUCCGAACAAAGUGGAUGACAGGUACUCAAUCAACUUCUCGAGGUACAGAGACAACUUCUCAGUGAUGCAGGCCCACAACUUCUUGAACGCAGCCAUGGCCAAAGACAGCAACAUUGACUUCUCAGCCUCAAGGAGAAAGUCCAUGAGGUUCUUGUCUCAGAGAAAGAGCAAGCAUGACACCAAGUCAGACGCUUCAGGAGCAGGUGGCAACUUCCAUGACAGAAGAAAGAAGAGAGUAGGCAGCUCGAUCAGUCCAGCCAACAACUUGAAGAACUUGUCCGGAGAAGAGCCAAGGAGACUCGAAGAACAUAGCGGACCCUUUGCGGUCCUGACCAACCAGAAGGUAGACAAGCAUGAUGCCUUCUCAGAGAAGAUUUCUCCAAGAGAGCAAGACUACAUCCACCAGGACGACGUUCUCAAGGAAGUCUCUGAAGCAGACGAGGAGGAGAAAGCUCCGAACAGUAAGAGGCCUGAGUCUGAGUCAGGCAAAAGACACCAAACAGAGGACGCAAAGGAUUUGGAGAAAGGUAGGACUCCAGAUAAAGCAGGUGACAGCAGACAAGAGUCCACUCCUGGAGACUCUAAGGCCAGAAAGAAGGCUACAGAGGACAUCGAUAUACGAGUUGACAAUGAUUGGUAAACUGUUAAUUAGUGAA
This is a messenger RNA of Moneuplotes crassus, 2969 nucleotides long. The record is from the annotation of a GenBank genome assembly. Lineage: Eukaryota; Ciliophora; Spirotrichea; Euplotida; Euplotidae.